Balaenoptera musculus (blue whale) is the source of this 5972-nucleotide messenger RNA. RefSeq names its product forkhead box P1 (gene FOXP1). Gene Ontology annotation, molecular function: DNA-binding transcription repressor activity, RNA polymerase II-specific; RNA polymerase II cis-regulatory region sequence-specific DNA binding. Gene Ontology annotation, cellular component: nucleus. Bases 677 to 2695 code for a protein of 672 amino acids. The record is from RefSeq and is a predicted model, not a curated record. Gene Ontology annotation, biological process: regulation of transcription by RNA polymerase II. NCBI's taxonomy places the organism in Eukaryota, Metazoa, Chordata, Mammalia, Artiodactyla, Balaenopteridae. The transcript has 21 exons.
CUGGCUGGGCUCCGGAAAGCUAGUCCGGAGCGGAGGAAUCUAUUGUUAUUUAUUGUGUGGCGGUUGCAUGCUGUACUCGCGGCGGCCCGGCCCUCGCCCGGGAGUGCGUGUGUGUGCGCGCGUGUGUGCGCGAGUGAGUGUGUGCGCGGGGGUGCGCGCGCGGGCGGGAGUGGGCGCGCGCGGGGAAAGGCCCGAAAACACCUUAGUUUGCACCGAGAGACCAUUUGCAGCGGAACCCGAAAGUUUGCAAGAAGAAGAUAGCGCGCGGCGAGCAAGCAGGCAAGGGGCAGCGGCUGCGGCGCCGGGGACCAUGGUGCUGCCGGCGCCUCCUCCGCGGGCGUGAAGGCGGCACUCCCACUCCCUCCCCGGACUCCGCGGUGUCCCAGGAGCUUUUGCUGACAAUUCCAGUUUCCGAACGAAACAUUUGGGCAAUGGUGAGGGCUUCAAUCCCUUGUCUGAUUUGCUGUCAACCAUGAACAGACGGAUGUGAUGCCUGCUGGCCAAAAGGUGUCUCUCUGUGUGUUGCAGUCCUGUGGCAUUAUGCAUGCCCCCAACCAGUGACCUCCAGACUUUUUAUGGCUGUGAGACACGUUAAAAGUUCAGGGGUAAGAAGUGACCUUUUGAGGUGACUAUAACAGAAGAUUGCUUUACAGAAGCCAAAAAAGGUUUUUGAGUCAUGAUGCAAGAAUCUGGGACUGAGACGAAAAGUAACGGUUCAGCCAUCCAGAAUGGGUCAAGUGGCGGCAACCACUUGUUAGAGUGCGGCGGUCUCCGGGAAGGGCGGCCCAACGGGGAGACGCCGGCCGUGGACGUGGGGGCGGCCGAUCUGGCCCACGUGCAGCAGCAGCAGGCACUUCAAGUGGCAAGACAGCUUCUUCUCCAGCAGCAACAGCAGCAAGUUAGUGGAUUAAAGUCUCCCAAGAGGAAUGACAAACAACCAGCCCUUCAGGUUCCCGUGUCAGUGGCUAUGAUGACACCUCAAGUUAUCACUCCCCAGCAAAUGCAGCAGAUCCUCCAGCAACAAGUGCUGAGCCCUCAGCAGCUCCAGGUUCUCCUCCAGCAGCAGCAGGCCCUCAUGCUUCAGCAGCAGCUUCAAGAGUUUUAUAAAAAACAACAGGAACAGUUGCAGCUUCAACUUUUACAACAACAUGCUGGAAAACAGCCUAAAGAGCAACAGCAGGUGUCUACCCAGCAGUUGGCUUUCCAGCAGCAACUUUUACAGAUGCAGCAGCUACAGCAGCAACACCUUCUGUCUUUGCAGCGCCAAGGCCUUCUAACAAUCCAGCCGGGGCAGCCUGCCCUUCCCCUCCAACCCCUUGCUCAAGGCAUGAUUCCAACAGAACUGCAGCAGCUCUGGAAAGAAGUGACAAGUGCUCAUACGACAGAAGAAACCACGGGCAACAAUCACAGCAGUUUGGAUCUGACCACGACAUGUGUCUCUUCCUCUGCACCUUCCAAGACCUCCUUAAUAAUGAACCCACAUGCCUCUACCAACGGACAGCUGUCAGUCCACACUCCCAAAAGGGAAAGUUUGUCCCAUGAGGAACAUCCCCAUAGCCAUCCUCUGUAUGGACAUGGCGUAUGCAAGUGGCCUGGCUGUGAAGCAGUGUGUGAAGAUUUCCAAUCAUUUCUAAAACAUCUCAACAGUGAGCAUGCGCUGGACGAUAGAAGUACAGCCCAAUGUAGAGUACAAAUGCAGGUUGUACAGCAGUUAGAGCUACAGCUUGCAAAAGACAAAGAGCGCCUGCAAGCCAUGAUGACCCACCUGCACGUGAAGUCUACGGAACCCAAAACUGCCCCUCAGCCCCUGAAUCUGGUAUCAAGUGUCACACUCUCCAAGUCUGCAUCAGAGGCUUCUCCACAGAGCUUACCUCAUACUCCUACGACCCCCACUGCCCCCAUCACUCCCGUCACCCAAGGCCCCUCCGUCAUCACCACCACCAGCAUGCACACGGUGGGACCCAUCCGCAGGCGGUACUCAGACAAAUACAACGUGCCCAUCUCUUCAGCAGAUAUUGCGCAGAACCAAGAAUUUUAUAAGAAUGCAGAAGUUAGACCACCAUUUACAUAUGCAUCUUUAAUUAGGCAGGCCAUUCUCGAAUCUCCAGAAAAGCAGCUAACACUAAAUGAAAUCUAUAACUGGUUCACACGAAUGUUUGCUUACUUCCGGCGUAAUGCUGCCACAUGGAAGAAUGCAGUGCGUCAUAAUCUUAGUCUUCACAAGUGUUUUGUGCGAGUAGAAAACGUUAAAGGGGCAGUAUGGACAGUGGAUGAAGUAGAGUUCCAAAAACGAAGGCCACAAAAGAUCAGUGGUAACCCUUCCCUUAUUAAAAACAUGCAGACCAGCCACGCCUACUGUACACCUCUCAAUGCAGCUUUACAGGCUUCGAUGGCUGAGAACAGUAUACCUCUAUACACUACCGCUUCCAUGGGAAACCCCACUCUGGGCAACCUAGCCAGCGCCAUACGGGAAGAGCUGAAUGGGGCGAUGGAGCAUACCAACAGCAACGAGAGCGACAGCAGCCCGGGCAGAUCCCCUAUGCAAGCCGUGCAUCCUGUACAUGUCAAAGAAGAGCCCCUGGAUCCAGAGGAAGCUGAAGGGCCGCUAUCCCUAGUGACAACAGCCAACCACAGUCCAGAUUUUGACCACGACAGAGAUUACGAAGACGAACCAGUAAAUGAGGACAUGGAGUGAACAUCUGGGCAGGCCGACCCCAAGAGCGCGAAGAUUGCGGGGGGGGGGGCACACAAAACAAAACACGUCAAAAGUUUGCAGUGAAAUCGUUCUCCAUUGGUUGUACAGUCUGGAGGAUUUUUCACUACAUUUUGACAACUCUGCAAUGUGUUAACUCUUAGUGCCAUCAAGAAUCCCAUUUGGGAGUAUUUUUGAUUUUUCUACUUUUUGUUGAAAAAAGGAAUUUGUACUCUGUGCAUUGGAUGGACUUGUUUGGUACUGGGGAUUUUCCUCUCUUAACAGUCAACAUCAGUGUUGUAAAUUUGCUAAACUGAUUCACUUUUAGCAGCAGACUUUGAACUGCAGUCCUGCCGACAUUGGACAUUGAGGACACCCAACUGAGCAUGUGCACCUAAGCUGCAGACCAAGCCUCUGCCCAGAAUUUAAGGAUUCCAAUGGACGACCUAUUUGCACAGUACUGCAUGUUGAUUAUCACUGCCUUUACUCCAUUUUUUUUUUUUUUUUUUUUUUUGCUUCCAGUUGGGAUGGGGAAGGCCUUUGUGUGUGUAUUGGGGGGAGGGUUUAAAAAUAAUUAUCCCAAACUUUUUAAUGUAUUGCUCUUUUUUUUUUUUUUUGGCUUCUCCUAUACCAUUUUAAGUUCUGACCUCAGGCCUCCAUUCGGGCCCACGGCCUCUUGGAGGCUUCAAGUUUUCUGUACCUUGUGAUGAAUGUUAAUAGGUGUUUUUAUUAUACGAAGCUGAAUGUCAUUUCUCGUUCGUAGUUUUCUGUCACUCAUUCCAUGUCCCUUCAGACAUCACCACUGUUUUCUCGAAAGUCAGAAAACAUUCCGUUUUGAUCUUUUGCAAAAAGGUCCCAAAUGCUGCACUCUACACGUGAAGGUCCUCUCACCCAGACGUGAAGUUCCUGCCAGAAAGAGAAUGAAUGACAGAAAAAAAAAAAAAAAUAGAGACACCCUAGGAACCAUGCAGAUUCAUUCCAUGAAGCAGUAUUGGAAGGUUCGGGAAGGGGGUUGUUUCAGAUUUUCCUCUUUUUUUUUUUUUUUUUUUUUUUUAUGUUGCACCUACCAUCAUUCUUAAUAAAUGCCACAGCAUUUACCAGCACAAGGAGACAUAGGCAGCAGCCCCCUUACCCCCAAACCAGAAAAAAACAAAAAAAAACCUCUCGCAGUAGUUCGACUGACAGUGGCUGUGGAAGCCCGUCCCUGGGAUGACCUAGUUGAGAUGGGGGCCUCAGGCUCUCGCAGUUGUUAAAACCAGUGUGGGUUGCUUUGUUUGCAAAAUGGCCCAAAAGCUGGCUUCCCUGAGCAACUGUGCUGAAAGUGGUGGUGGCCCCAAACCGAAACAUCCAUUCAGACCUGCUGGGUGGCAUUCAUCUGUUUGAAUGCAAAUUAGAUUUCAGAUUGAACUUGCUAUGCGAGUUAAUGAGGACUUCGUUCAGCAAAUGCUAAAGUGUUAAUUUCCAAUGUGCAGAUUUGGUACAGCAGUUCAGCACGUGAGGCAAUAUCACCCCACCAACCCAGUCUCAAAAACCAACAGCAGAAGACAUCAGGUAGAUGGGGGCACAGCUCAGCCCUGGGCUUUUGGGGAAACAAACAUGGCGCACAGAACAUGGCAGUCAUGGGUCAGUACCGCCUCGGUCCUUGGAACCCCUGAACGCUUCCACUCUGCACCCCUUUCCUGUCACUCAUUUAUUUACCUAGGAGUGUAGCUUUUGUUUUAGUUUAAGAGCCUUUUGGAGCUUAAUUUAUAUGCUUUGUACCUCUUUUUUUUUUUUUUUUCCCCCUAAAAUUACCAAAGAUAUUCCACAAAGGUAAAUUAUGUUCUGUUUUUAUGCUUUAUCUGAUGAAGCCAAAUAUCCUCUUCUUGUUGAUCAAAGGAGGCAAAAUAAUUUAGAGGCAAUUGAUGAGAUAUAGGCUAUUGCUAACUUAAGAGUUAACUGCUUCUUCAUCAUAGAGGACAUUUAGAAGACCAAGUAGAUAAUGGAACCAAAGUUGUUACUUUUUUUUUUUUUUUUUCAGUCCUCGGUUUUGGUUUUGGUUUUGGUUUUUUCCUUCUGUACCUCUACAGAGACCAAAACACAAUCUUGUAAAGAGAACUUAUGGGGCUACUGAAGAGAGAAAUAGGACACAGUAUUAAGGGAGCAAUAGAAGGAAGGGAUUACCAUCUCCAAGAAAAAAAAACCAGUGUAUGGCACAUGAAACUUAGGGGGUGUCCGUCUAGGAGACAGUUAAGAUAAAAUGAAGGUAAAAUUCAGAGAGAACGGAACAGCUUCCACAAUUGAACUAGACCGCGUAGUAGGAUUUCUAGAAGACAUUUCUUUUUCAAAGAAAGAUUGUAUGCCGCUUUCGUUUAAGGACUGUGCUAUGAUCACUGCAUUCAUUUGGGUUUAUCUUGGCAUAUGUAUAUCCUCUGGGUUUUUGUUUUUGUUUUUUUUUUUAAAAAGGUUUCCUUCUUUUCCUUCCUUUUUUCCGGAUUAGGCUUGCGUCAGCAUUUUUCAUUUAAAAAAAAAAAAAAAAAAAAGUAACAUUCCCGUCCACUCACAAGCUUGGUACAAAAACUUCUUUGGCAGUUACUUUUGAAGCUUCACACUGCUUUCUCUAUAAAGAGCAGUCUGUGGUCACUCGAGACUUACUUUUUUUUUUUUUUUUUUCAACUUUUCCAGGCAGCGUCAUGAUGCACAAGCAGUAGCCAGAGAGGGUCAUGGGAAGGGGGCCCUGUGCUUCUAAACUGAGUGGUUGCUGGUUAGUUUGGUAUUCAAAAGAGGAUAAAAAUCUGGUAGAUUAGUUCAUUCUCAGCAUGUGUAGCUAGACAUGAGUAAAGUUAACAGCAUGAGAAACUGUUAGUACGCAUACCUCAGUUCAAACCUUUAGGGAAUGAUUAAAAUUUAAAAAAAAAAAAUACAUUUCACUCAGUUGCACUUAGUCGUAUGUCUUGCAUGCUUAGUCUAAAGACUGUAGCAAAAAGAAAAAAAAAAAAAGAAAAAUUAGCUUUUACAUAUCUUUGCAGGUAUCACAGCCUUGCAGAAGAACCAACUGAAAAAAAAAAAAAAUUUCUCAGGCUUUACAGCAAGCAAACUUCACUCUGAUUUUUCCAAUUCUGAUUCUGUAUCCCUUGGGGGUAUCCCAGUUGCUUCUUUAGGAUGGGGUUUAUUAUGUUGUACAUAUAUCCCGAUGUGUCUGUGUGACUCUUUGUCUUUUUUGGGGGAGGGCGGAGGGUGGUUCUUUUUUUAGAUAUUGUUCCUAAAAAGGAAUAAAUGCAUACACCUGUUUGUCAAAACA